Messenger RNA from Poeciliopsis prolifica (blackstripe livebearer), 2836 nucleotides. RefSeq names its product syntaxin-10 (gene stx10). Gene Ontology annotation, cellular component: membrane. Gene Ontology annotation, molecular function: SNAP receptor activity. The coding region runs from base 44 to 769 and encodes 241 amino acids. The record is from RefSeq and is a predicted model, not a curated record. The transcript has 9 exons. NCBI's taxonomy places the organism in Eukaryota, Metazoa, Chordata, Actinopteri, Cyprinodontiformes, Poeciliidae. Gene Ontology annotation, biological process: intracellular protein transport; Golgi vesicle transport.
CCUCACCCGUGCGCAUGCGCGAGGCUUACAGAGGAAGGAAGCGAUGUCGAUAGAGGACCCGUUUUUCGUUGUAAAAGGGGAGGUGCAGAAGGCCCUGUCUCGGGCCCGGGGUCUGUUUGAUCGAUGGGAAGAACUGUUACAGGAGGGCACGCAGGUAAGCCGAGAUGAGCUGGACUGGAGUGCCAACGAGCUGAGGAACUGUCUGAGGGCCAUCGACUGGGACCUGGAGGACCUCAGUGAAACCAUCAGCAUUGUGGAGUCAAAUCCAGGGAAGUUCCGGCUGGGCGACAAUGAACUCCAGGAGAGGAGAGACUUUGUAGAGCGCACCAGGAAGUCCGUUCAGGAGAUGAAAGAUGAACUGUCCAGCCCGUCCGCUGUGGCUCAGGCAGAGAAGAAGAACAGACAGGAACAGGACCGCUCGACUGGACUGGAGGCUCACCUGGUGUCGGCCAACUCCAGGUACAUUCAGGAGCAGCAGGAGCAGCAGCAGUUGAUCAUACAGGAGCAGGAUGAGCAGCUGGAGUUGGUGUCGGGAAGCAUCAGAGUGCUAAAAGACAUGUCUGGACGUAUCGGAGACGAACUGGACGAGCAGGCUGUCAUGUUGGAGGAUUUUGGAGAUGAGAUGGACCAGACGUCAUCCCGCAUGGAUUCAGUCCUGAAGAAGCUGGAGAAGGUUUCUCACAUGACCAGCAGUCGGAGACAGUGGUGCGCCAUUGGCGUGCUGGUCGCCAUCAUGAUUGUCGUCCUCAUCCUCUUCCUUGCUCUCUGAAGACCUCUGACCUCUUGAUGAUGCUCGCCUGUCAGGAUGAAUGGACAGAAAACCACGGGAAGAAGGAAGUCUCCUCCUCCUCUUCCGUUCCCUCCUAAAAUCACUCCUUUAACUCACACCGAGGAGAAAACUGCCACCUGCACUGAAACGUUAGGACGCGAUUGUCAGAUCUGUUUUUCACCGAUCUGGCGGAAAGAAGAAGAACUUUGAGAGAAUCCCGGGGGUGUUAUGUUUUUCAUAUUUGUGCGUCGCAAUUAUUGAUGCUAAGUGUUGGGCUACAAACUCAAAUCCGCACAUUUUCAUGCUUCUGGAGAUUAUGUAGAGCAGUCAGUGAGAACGAUGGGGUUUGAGAAAUACACUCACGGAGGUACUUUGGUCAAAUGUUUUAAGUAUUAAAUCCAUUACAGUCUAUCUCUUGGUGUUUUAACCCAACACAAAGAGUGGCGGGCUGUGGCCUUAAAUAUAUUUUUAUACAAUGUUUGAACCGUGCGUCAUGUUCAUGUGCCUACCUGCUAAUUACAGUGACAAAUUACCUGCAAAUGAUCAGUCAGGCUCCCGGGACCGGGGAGUCCUCACAUCCACGUCUCAUCGAAGAGGAAAGCGUUAGUCAAAACUGAAAACACUGAUUUAAAAAAAAAAAAAACACAUAGAGAGAGAGAGAUGCGCUUCACGGUUUGUGUGGAAACGAACGGAUUCCUGAAGAAAACCGUUUUUAUUUCCCGCCCUGAGAGAGACCGAGGGAAGCGGGGGCCGCCGCCACGCGCCUCCUCAACGCCGUCAGACGUGAACCCGCGCGACUGGCCGGGGCUUCAUUACUCUCGCUGGAUGAUGAGAGGCGGCCUCGCCUCGGAGCGAAUGGGUUCACCUCUUUUAUUUCAAAGCGUCUGAUAAUUGCGGAGAGAAAUGGUUGCUGGGCGAGAUGCUUCUUUGUGCGGGCCUGCGUCAGGCUCGCAGCGCCCUCUGCUGGAUGCUGAGGGGUUUUGUUUUAUCUGUUCAAACGACACUAAGGUGUGCUGAAGCUCUGUAUCAUAACCACAAUGCUUUAAUGCGCGUGUUUGAAAGUAAAUUAAUUUUCCUGUGCUGUCUGCUGUAGGUUCAGUUUUUGUUUUUAACUCAAAUUCAAAUGUCUUAAAUUGAAAUUGUUGGGGUCUGUUCUGAGGGAAAACAAACUUGCAUACCAUUUGCCCACAAAUGGGUCAGGAUGCAUUAUUCUCUAUGAAGUUUUGGCUUGAAGAUAAAAGCCUUCCCACUGCCAGAGCCAAGUGAGAUUUAGUCCUCUUGGUGCUUUUAAGUCUCCUAAUCUGUGCUUUUUACAAAUUCAGUGGAAAAAAAACCACAAAAAAUAUUUGUAAAAUUCCUCAAAACAUGUUUUGCACUUCAGUGUCACCUGUAAGAUCUGUUGGGGUCAACUGGAGGUCAGUAACCAUUAAAGCAUCUGUAUUGCUUUUAUUUUAACUUGAGGAACUCAUUUCACAAACAUCUCAUUUGACUGCGUUGUACAGCAAGAAACGUUUGUAUUUGAAGUAUCAAGUUCUUUGUUUUUAUUGAAUUUGCCUUCAGUCGAUCCAUAGAUGAAUGUGAUGGAGGAAACUGAAGAUUGGUUUUAGUCCUGCUUUAAUAGGUUACAUCAAACUUAAUUCAAAUUGAAACGCUUUAGUUAUUUGGGAUUCUUCUGAGUGACGUGUGGUUAAAAAACUGCCAUUAAGUGUCUUGGAUAAUUGCCAGCCAUCAGGAUUUAUGUACCUACAAGACGGCUGCAAAACAAGCAUUUGAUUUUAUGAAACUGACUGAUUGAAGUAGUUUUUGUGCCCAUAAGCAAUAUGAUUUUUCUUUCUUUUAUUGUCACUGUUCAUGGUCCUAAGCGGUUCCUUUUUCUUUUUUACAUUUUGGCAGUUUUGAGUCCGGUCUGAUCCGGUAUAAAUCCCUGAACAUCGUCUGAUUGCAUCUUCCCGCUGUAAUUUGUCUCAUCCAAUUUGUUCUCCAUGAAGCAACCGAAUUUAUUUAGAGCAACCUUGUACACUGACUGACCUGCGUGUUUGAAAGAAUACAGUAUUUUGAGUCUCGGUU